Messenger RNA from Callorhinchus milii (elephant shark), 2388 nucleotides. Its product is annotated as neurocalcin-delta. Lineage: Eukaryota; Metazoa; Chordata; Chondrichthyes; Chimaeriformes; Callorhinchidae. Bases 411 to 992 code for a protein of 193 amino acids. Gene Ontology annotation, biological process: calcium-mediated signaling. The transcript has 5 exons. Gene Ontology annotation, cellular component: cytosol. The record is from RefSeq and is a predicted model, not a curated record. Gene Ontology annotation, molecular function: actin binding; tubulin binding; calcium ion binding.
CCACUCUCUAUUGGCCACACAUGCAGUUACAAGCUGACGUCAGUACUUCUUGCUAUUCCCAUUGAAGUCGGAUUGUUUUUGGGGGAAAACGCUAAGAUCUGGACUGGAAGAGGAGGAGGAGAGGGAGAGAGAGAGAGAGAGAGAGAGAGAGAGAGAGAAAGAGAAAUCCCAGUUUAUCACAGACCCCACAGGUCCCACCGGAGUGAGAGAUCUGCUGCGAUCUGCCUUUAGCCUUUUUUUUUAUUAUUAUAUAUUUUUUUGCAAAACAAAAUCCGUGCAGGAAACACUGCUCUACAGCAGGGACCGAGGCUCUGGGUUAUCGGUGUUUGCAGCUUCAGAAGGACCCUUUCUUUAUUGUGGAAGACGUGUGGUGAAUCCCUGUUGACCUGCUGAAGAUCUCUACCAUCAAGAUGGGGAAACAAAACAGCAAGCUACGGCCUGAGAUGAUGCAGGAUUUGCUGGACAGCACAGACUUCACGGAGCAUGAAAUCCAGGAGUGGUACAAAGGUUUCCUCAGGGAUUGCCCUAGCGGCAAUUUAUCAAUGGAAGAAUUCAAGAAAAUUUAUGGGAACUUUUUUCCCUAUGGGGAUGCUUCAAAAUUUGCAGAGCACGUUUUUCGCACUUUCGAUGCCAAUGGAGAUGGGACAAUAGACUUCCGGGAGUUUAUCAUUGCACUGAGUGUCACAUCGAGGGGCAAACUGGAGCAGAAGCUGAAAUGGGCGUUCAGUAUGUAUGAUCUCGAUGGAAAUGGAUACAUCAGUAAAUCCGAGAUGCUGGAGAUUGUUCAGGCAAUCUACAAGAUGGUUUCUUCAGUGAUGAAGAUGCCAGAAGAUGAGUCCACACCUGAAAAAAGGACAGAAAAAAUCUUCAGACAAAUGGACACUAACCGAGAUGGUAAACUAUCCCUUGAAGAGUUUAUCCGAGGUGCCAAAAGUGACCCUUCCAUUGUCCGUCUCCUUCAGUGUGACCCCAGCACAGCCGGUCAAUUCUAAUUCCAAAUUGAAGAAAGUUGACAUUUCAAUGUGACUGUGUUCCUGCUUCAUUUGCCAUAUGUGACUGGUGGCUUGGCCACCUUGUUACGGACAUACCUACCAUCCAUUAGCGCUGUUUGCUUUUAAAUUUUGAAUUUGGAAAUGGCUGUUUAAUUAAACAAUGUGUCCGGACCUAUGACAGAACCAUUUUUUUUAGCUACGUGGAAGUUUUAUUAUAAUUGUAUUUACCUUGAUCAGAUAUCUCCUAGGUAAUUAAUAUUUUUAAUAAUGCUACUUUUGAAAUAGAAAGAGGAGGGGAGUAGUUUUUUUUUAAGGGGUUGUUAGUACUGGUGUGUCUUUUUAAUAGAAAAGCUUCCAAAUAAGGAUUUACGGAUCUUUUGCCUCAGAAACGCAUGCACAGGAAGAUUGGUGGUUUGAGAUUGCACUGGUGAGAGACGUGCCCUUCACCACACCGCAGCUCAGUCACACUGUCACAGUGCCAUCAGCAACAAAUGGCAAUACAACAAUACUACCUGGAGGAGAUGGAGUCAGAAUGUUGGUCAGGUGAACAUUUAUGUGGCAGCUCUUGUCAAAAACCCAUCAAUCUUUCAGUGCAUUCACGGGGUUCUGUAUAUGAAGCAAGCCACUGAGAGGUGCUGAUUCUGUGACAAUGCAUUGGGAGCUAUUUCAAACCAAGAGUGGAGUAGAAAUGUACGUGUCUGGGGGGUGCUAUUCAUACAACGUCAAAUUCAUCUUGUGACGGGUAGUGGACAAGUCCUGAGCUGCUAAACGUGAAGUAAAUUUGAGCCAUAAUCUGGGAAGGAGAUUAUAAAAAUUAGGGAUGAAAAUCAGUCAGUAGUGCUGUUCAUUCUCAUUUACUUCUCUCUAUCUCACAUCAAUUUUGUUCUCCGAUUCCCCCCCUUCCCUCUGCACCUCCUUCUCUAAAGGCAUUUGUCUCCUUUCUCAGCUCCACGGAGUACAUCAUCCAAGUGGCCAUUCUUCAUUUAUGAACAUGCAUCCAUUUGACAAGAAUGCUUCGCGGUUGAGCCUGUUGUUGGAUCCUUCCAGCAGGCAGGGGAUACUGGGAGGUGUGAGGAGUUGCAUUGGGUAAUGGUAAUGAAAUACACUGGACAGUGAUCAGGAGGUUGGCACAAGAUAGUGAGGAGGAACUGCACCUGAUAGUGAUCAGGAACUGACUUGGUUGAUUACUUUCCCUCUUUUGUCUAAGUUGUUGAAGCCAAUUGUUGUACAUCUAGACCUGCCCUGGCUGAGAUCAAUGAUUAAACCUGUGACCUCUGAAGUCAGCAUGUCUCAGAUUCUCACUAAACAAAAUAAUAAAAAAUAAAUUGCCAGAUAAAACUAAGCUCCAAUAAAAAGUUUGAUGGCUUAGGUUUCCCUUAUAGAUCUGGCAGAAAGC